Hippopotamus amphibius kiboko is the source of this 6813-nucleotide messenger RNA. It is a transcript of the gene TNRC6C, whose product is annotated as trinucleotide repeat containing adaptor 6C. The transcript has 22 exons. Gene Ontology annotation, cellular component: nucleoplasm; P-body. NCBI's taxonomy places the organism in Eukaryota, Metazoa, Chordata, Mammalia, Artiodactyla, Hippopotamidae. The record is from RefSeq and is a predicted model, not a curated record. Bases 633 to 6461 code for a protein of 1942 amino acids. Gene Ontology annotation, biological process: positive regulation of nuclear-transcribed mRNA poly(A) tail shortening; miRNA-mediated post-transcriptional gene silencing. Gene Ontology annotation, molecular function: RNA binding; protein binding.
CAUAAGAAUCACCUCCAAAGACCCUGAUUUGGUUGGGCUAGGUUGGGACCCAGGAAUCUACACUUGUAAUAGAUAGAUUCUGAUGAUGGUAGUCCCUGAGACAGCACUUUAAGAAAUAUUGGUCUGGGGCUUCCUAGGUGGCGCAGUGGUUAAGAAUCCGCCUGCCAAUGCAGAGGUCAUGGGUUCGAUCCCAGCUCCAGGAAGAUCCCACAUGCCGUGGAGCAACUAAGCCCAUGUGCCAAAAAAAAAAAAAAAAAAAAAAAGAAAUACUGGUCUGGGGCUGGACUGUAGGGACUGUCUUUCUCCAUCUUGUACCCUUAAUUCCUGGUACACUGCCUGAUAGAAGGUUGGUGUUCAACGGAUGUGGGCCAAGUGAGUGACCACCGCCAAAGAAGUCAGGGCCACGUGCUCUAGUGUUUACAGAGAAGUGGUGCCAGUGGGGGAGGGGGGUGGUGAAUGUCCAUGUCUAACACCUCCUCUCACAAUGUCCUUCUUUACACCACGUGUGAAACUCUGACUUAAAACUUUCUGCAGCUGUUUUUUCAUUUUUUGAUUUAAAAUGGACAUUAUACUAACACCACUUUAUUUUUAAUAGGGAGAAAGAACAAGAAACACAAAAAGAGGAACGUUUGAUGGAAGAAAAGAAAAAGAAAAAGCAGGAAGAAAAGAAAAAGAAGGAAGGUGCUCAGAAAAAGGCUGCUGAUCAAAAAACCAAAGUGCCAGAACCUACUAAGACCUGUUCAAGCCAGCCCCAACCUGCCGGGACCAGUACCAGUACUUCCACCAGCACUCUCUCCAGCAGCAGCAAUGGCAAACGCACGUCUGCCGGCGGCCAGCAGCCAGCUGCAUCCCGUUACCUGCCUCGCGAGGUGCCUCCACGCUUCCGCCAGCAAGAACAGAAGCAGCUGUUAAAGAGAGGUCAGCCACUGCCCACAGGGGCUCUGACCAGCGUGAGCCCCACCCAGGGUGCCGGGCCUGCAGGGCUGAGCCCUCCGCCGCUGCCUGGAGCCGGAGCACAGCCGCACCCCAGUAAGCCCCAACCAGAUCUCAGCCACAGCGGACUGGUGGAGCAUUAUGAAAGUUCCCACUGGGGACAGCAGCCCACGUACAGAAGCGAAGCCAGCUGCGGCUGGGAUAAAGUGAUAAUAGACAGGACUGAUAAGGAGGCGUGGCCUUCCAUCACGGGAACAGAGACUGAAUCUGCCUCAGAAUGUGCGACAGACACUGACUCUGCCUCCAACUGUGGCUCAGAGAGCAGUAGCAUGGCUACAGGGAGCGCCCAGGGCAGCUUCACUGGACAUACCAAGAAGACGAACGGCAAUAAUGGCACCAACGGCGCACUCGUCCAAAGCCCUUCUCAUCAGAGUGCCCUUGGGGCGGGGGGAGCAAACGGUAAUGGAAACGCUGCCCGAGUGUGGGGCGUAGCCUCGGGCUCCAGCUCCGGCCUGCCGCACUGCUCCCUCGGUGGUGGGGAUGGAAAGAUGGACAACAUGAUCGGAGAUGGGAGAAGUCAGAACUGCUGGGGUGCUUCCAGCUCCAAUGGUGGCAUUAAUCUUAACCUUAAUCCCAACGCCAACCCAGCUGCCUGGCCUGUACUUGGACAUGAAGGAACUGUGGCGACAGGCAACCCUUCCAGUAUUUGCAGUCCAGUCAGUGCCAUAGGUCAAAACAUGGGCAACCAGAAUGGGAACCCAGCAGGCACUUUAGGUGCUUGGGGAAACUUGCUGCCGCAAGAGAGCACAGAACCACAAACGUCCACUUCUCAGAAUGUGUCUUUCAGCGUACAACCUCAGAACCUUAACACUGAUGGACCAAAUAACACUAACCCCCUGAACUCAUCACCAAACCCUAUCAAUGCAGUGCAGACAAACGGACUGCCAAACUGGGGCAUGGCUGUUGGUAUGGGGGCCAUCAUCCCGCCCCACCUGCAAGGCCUUCCUGGUGCUAACGGAUCAUCAGUUUCUCAAGUCGGUGGGGGUGGUGGUGAAGGAAUCAGCAGUUCUGUGUGGGGACUGUCCCCAGGUAACCCUGCCACAGGAAAUAGCAAUUCUGGGUUCAAUCAGGGGAAUGGCGACACUGUGAACUCAGCAUUAAGCGCUAAGCAGAACGGCUCCAGCAGCGCUGUGCAGAAGGAGGGAAACGGAGGAAACGCAUGGGAUUCGGGACCUCCUGCGGGUCCUGGCAUCCUCGCCUGGGGGCGGGGCGGUGGCAACAACGGCGGUGUUGGUAACAACCUCCAUUCGGGAGCUUGGGGCCACCCCAGCCGAAGCACCUCUAACGGGGUGAACGGAGACUGGGGCAAGCCCCCAAACCAGCAUUCCAGUAGUGACAUCAGCGGGAAAGGAUCUACAGGGUGGGAGAGUCCGAGUGUCGGCAGCCAGCAUCCUGCCGCGCAGCCUGGCGGCGAACACGUGAACUCCUGGGCCAAGGCCGCGUCUUCUGGAACAACGGCAAGUGAAGGAAGCAGCGACGGUUCUGGCAGCCACAACGAGGGAAGCACUGCGAGGGAAGGAGCAGAAGGCCGAAGGCGAGACAAAGGGAUUCUAGACCAAGGGCACAUCCAAUUGCCAAGGAACGAUCUCGACCCCAGAGUUCUGUCUAAUACUGGUUGGGGACAGACUCCAGUAAAGCAAAACACUGCCUGGGAAUUUGAAGAGUCCCCAAGGUCUGAGAGAAAGAAUGACAAUGGGACGGAGGCCUGGGGCUGUGCAGCUACUCAGCCUUCAAACUCAGGGGGGAAGAACGAUGGGUCCAUCAUGAACAGUACAAAUACCUCUUCAGUAUCGGGGUGGGUCAGCUCACCGCCUGCUGCUGCGCCAGCAAACACAGGUUGGGGAGAUGGCAGCAGCAAAGCGCCAAACGGCCCCGGGGUUUGGGGGGACGCGAUGAGCUCUACUGCUGGUAAUAAUGCUGCUGCUGCCAAGAGUGGCCACGCCUGGAGCGGGACCGUGAAUCAGGAGGACAAGUCACCCACCUGGGGGGAGCCCCAGAAACCCAGGUCUCAGAACUGGGGGGAUGGACACAAAGCGAGUCCGGCCUGGAGCGCAGGAGGGGGAGAUUGGGCAGAUCCGUCUUCUGUCCUCGGACACCUGGGGGAUGGGAAAAAAAGUGGCUCUGGAUGGGAUGCUGAUGGGAAUCGAUCAGGGUCUGGUUGGAAUGAGGCUCCAAGGUCCGGGACCAGUGGCUGGGGCAAUGGCACAAACGCGAAGGCGAAUCCAGGGACAAGCUGGGGAGAGUCAUUAAAACCCGGCCCCCAACAGAACUGGGCAAGCAAACCCCAAGACAGCAGCGCGAGUAACUGGGGAGGAGCCACUUCCGUUAAACAGGCAGGAACAGGCUGGAUCGGGGGGCCAGUCCCUGUCAAACAGAAGGACAGCAGUGAGGCCACGGGCUGGGAAGAACCCUCCCCGCCAUCCAUUCGACGCAAAAUGGAAAUUGAUGACGGUACCUCAGCUUGGGGCGACCCAAGCAACUACAACAAUAAAACUGUAAACAUGUGGGACAGAAACAACCCAGGCAUCCAGAGCAGUGCCUCGGCCAGCACCACCGCCACCACCACCGCCACCACGAGCACCAACGCGAACGUGGCCGAGGCGCCCCCGGCGCACCAGGCCAGCGCCCAGCUGAACCGCUCGCCGCUGCUCGGUCCAGUUUCGUCAGGCUGGGGAGAAAUGCCUAAUGUUCAUUCAAAGGCUGAAAACUCUUGGGGAGAACCAUCCUCCCCUUCUACCCUGGUUGAUAACGGCACAGCAGCGUGGGGUAAGCCGCCCAGCAGCGGCAGCGGAUGGGGGGACCAGCCCACCGAGCCGGCAGUGACAUUUGGAAGAGCCGGCGCCCCUGCUGCCGCGCCAGCCCUGUGCAAACCAGCUUCAAAAUCUAUGCAAGAAGGCUGGGGCAGCAGCGGGGAUGACGCGAACCUCGGUGCCGGUCAGUGGGAAGACGAGGACGGGGGCAUGUGGAACAACGCCGCUUCCCAAGAGAGCACCUCCUCCUGCAGCUCCUGGGGGAACGCCCCCAAAAAAGGACUCCAGAAGGGCGUGAAGACAUCUGGCAAGCAGGACGAGGCCUGGAUCGUGACCCGGCUGAUCAAACAACUCACAGACAUGGGCUUCCCGAGAGAGCCAGCUGAAGAGGCCUUGAAGAGUAAUAAUAUGAAUCUUGACCAGGCCAUGAGCGCUCUGCUGGAAAAGAAGGUGGACGCGGACAAGCGUGGACUGGGAGUGACCGACUACAAUGGGAUGGUCCCCAAGCCCCUUGGCUGCCGCCCACCCAUCUCCAAAGAGUCUUCCGCGGACCGCCCCACCUUCCUGGACAAGCUCACGCUUUCUUUCCCCAAUCAGGAUGGCGGCCUCGUGGAAGAGCCCACGACUUCACCAUUUUUGCCUUCACCAAGCCUGAAGCUCCCCCUUUCCAACAGUGCACUCCCUAAUCAGGCCCUGGGCGGGAUUGCCUCAGGGCUGGGCAUGCAAAACUUGAAUUCUUCUAGACAGACACCGAGUGGCAACCUGGGCAUGUUUGGCAGCAGCGGAGCAGCACCAGCCAGGACCAUGCAGCAGCCGCCGCAGCCGCCCGUGCAGCCCCUGAGCUCCUCCCAGCCCAGUCUCCGUGCUCAAGUGCCUCAGUUUCUAUCCCCUCAGGUUCAAGCACAGCUUUUGCAGUUUGCAGCAAAAAACAUUGGUCUCAACCCUGCACUAUUAACCUCGCCAAUUAAUCCUCAGCAUAUGACGAUGUUGAACCAGCUCUAUCAGCUGCAGCUGGCGUACCAACGUUUACAGAUCCAGCAGCAGAUGCUACAGGCCCAGCGGAACGUUUCCGGACCCAUGAGACAACAGGAGCAGCAAGUUGCGCGCACAAUCACUAACCUGCAGCAGCAGAUCCAGCAGCACCAGCGCCAGCUGGCCCAGGCCCUGCUCGUGAAGCCGCCGCCGCCCCCGCCGCACCUGUCUCUGCACCCCUCUGCAGGCAAAUCGGCCCUGGACAGCUUCCCCCCCCACCCCCAGGCCCCUGGCCUCCCCGACCUGCAGACCAAAGAGCAGCCGUCUUCACCCAACACCUUUGCUCCCUACCCUCUCGCUGGACUGAACCCAAACAUGAAUGUCAGCAGCAUGGACAUGACUGGUGGUUUAUCAGUGAAGGACCCGUCUCAGUCCCAGUCACGCCUCCCUCAGUGGACACACCCCAACCCCAUGGAUAACCUACCCGGUGCUGCUUCUCCACUUGACCAGAACCCCAGCAAGCAUGGUGCUAUCCCUGGAGGCCUGAGCAUUGGGCCUGCAGCGAAGUCCUCCGUCGACGACUCCUACAGCCGGUACGACUUAAUCCAGAGCAGUGAGCCACCAGCCAGUCCUCCUGUGGCUGUUCCCCAUAGCUGGUCACGUGCCAAAUCUGACAGUGAUAAAAUCUCAAAUGGCUCCAGUAUCAACUGGCCCCCAGAAUUCCACCCUGGAGUUCCCUGGAAAGGACUUCAGAAUAUAGAUCCCGAGAAUGACCCUGAUGUCACUCCUGGAAGUGUCCCCACCGGGCCUACCAUCAAUACCACCAUACAGGAUGUCAACCGCUACCUCCUCAAGAGUGGAGGGUCCUCCCCACCAUCAUCUCAGAAUGCCACGCUGCCUUCCUCGAGUGCCUGGCCGCUUGCUGCCUCCGGCUACAGUCGCUCUUUCAGCAGCCUUGCGCCCACUCCUAGUAUUGCAGGUAAACUGUCAGACAUUAAAUCGACGUGGUCUUCUGGCCCUGCCUCCCACACGCAAGCCUCUCUGUCUCAUGAACUGUGGAAGGUGCCCAGAAACACUACUGCACCCACAAGGCCGCCUCCAGGGUUAACCAAUCCCAAGCCUUCCUCCACCUGGGGAGCCAGUCCCCUCGGCUGGACCAGCUCUUACUCCUCGGGUUCUGCUUGGAGUACUGACGCCUCGGGAAGGACAAGCAGCUGGCUCGUUCUCCGCAACCUCACACCCCAGAUCGACGGCUCCACCCUGCGGACGCUGUGCUUGCAGCACGGGCCUCUCAUCACAUUCCACCUGAACCUGACGCAAGGCAACGCUGUGGUCCGGUACAGCUCCAAGGAGGAAGCCGCCAAGGCCCAGAAGUCCCUGCACAUGUGUGUUCUGGGAAACACUACCAUCUUGGCCGAGUUCGCCGGCGAAGAAGAAGUGAACCGUUUCUUAGCCCAAGGCCAAGCACUGCCGCCCACCUCCAGCUGGCAGCCCAGCACCGGAAGCAGCCAGACGCGGCUGGGCGCCUCGGGCAGCUCCCACGGCCUGGUGCGCAGCGACACUGGCCACUGGAACGCCCCGUGCCUGGCAGGCAAAGGGAGCAGCGACCUGCUGUGGGGCGGGGUCCCCCAGUACUCGAGCAGCCUGUGGGGCCCCCCCAGCAGCGACGACGGCAGGGUCAUUGGAAGCCCCACCCCGCUGAACACUCUGCUUCCCGGCGACCUCCUCAGUGGGGAGUCCAUCUAGCCCCCAGAGGCCCCGCGGGCGCCGCAGUCAUCAGCACUAGGGAGGAACGCUGACCCUUUCCAGUCCGGGCGUCGCUGAGGACCCCGCUUGACCCGAGCAGCCCGGCAGCCCUUUUGAGUACCUCUGUCCCGUACUGAAGACGAACCUGGGCCGCAGUCCUUGCGAACUGUUCCCGAGACAGUGCGGGCUGCGCUGGGUCAGUGUCACGUGUAACGACAGGAUGCUUCUCACAGCUUUUUAUUUUGUGUCGUCUUAUGUUCGUAUGGUGUGCUGUCAUUUUGAUUUUUUAAGUAUAAAAGCUGCUUAGAAUAGUUCUAUCAUGAAGGGCACUUUUCAGAUUGUGGGCUGGAAA